Stylophora pistillata is the source of this 3547-nucleotide messenger RNA. RefSeq lists its product as uncharacterized. The record is from RefSeq and is a predicted model, not a curated record. NCBI's taxonomy places the organism in Eukaryota, Metazoa, Cnidaria, Anthozoa, Scleractinia, Pocilloporidae. Gene Ontology annotation, cellular component: cytoplasm. Gene Ontology annotation, molecular function: protein binding.
UCUACAUUUUAGUAUUUAGAGUUGCCUCAAGUUUAAAUUGACUGCGACUCUUCCUUGAUGAAAAUAAACAAACAAAAUUGUGACAGUUUGGUGAGAUAAUACAAAAGCUGCAAUUCUUCACAUGAUCAUGGAGACCAUCUUGGGAAAUUGCUAAGAGAGAUUCUAGCUUCCAAGGCAAACACAGUUAACACUUGCACCCAAGAUAUAAUUUAAAGAGACUCAAAUGCUAAUCAGAAGCUCAAGAAUUUUUUAUGACCUAUGGUUUGAAACCUAGUGGCCAAAGAAUUCUUUCCAAAGGAAACAAGGGACCCUUUUGGAUCAGUCAUAAAGCAGAAGAUGAUUAAAGAAUAUGAUAAAUAUCUUUGAUAUAGAACAUAGAGAGCACUCAGAACAGAAAACUGUGAAUACAGAGCUUUUAAAUGUUUAUGCAAGAAUGGAUCAAAAUGUUUUUGUGAUUCCCACUUUAAGUACCAUUGAAUUGAACCCAGUCAAAAUAACCAUGACAACGGUCACUCUGUUAGGCCAGUGGUAGGACUGUUCUCUAGAAUGAGCACACAAUUUUGUGGAUCUACUUAUGUGUUAUUGAAGAAAACAAGAUAACCACCAUGACCUAGGAACUUCACCAAUUCUCACUAACCUAGACAUUCACAACUAAAAGUAGCCUGUAGGCCUUGGGGUAUGUAGAGGUUUCAAGCUGCAAUUUGUUUUAAAUAUAUUGGAAUCACUGAGUGAUCAAACUUAGGAGAACUAAGAAACUUUUUAAUUAAGCUAGGGUUAAAGUUUCACUACUGUGUGGUGAACAAGAGUUGGGCUGGCUAAUGUAGUAAGACAUAAUAAUUGAGUGGAAUUGGUUUAAUUUCAAUUGUUUGCAUCCCUAACAGGCUGCUAUACGAGUAUGUGAAGCUAAUCCGAUCCUAAAAAUUUUAUCGAACAAAUUAAAAGAAUAAAUAGAAAAUUUUAUUUAACAGCUUUCAAACACCAAUGAGAUAAUGGAGUUUAAUUGAUGGUUUGAAUAACUAAUGAGCCUUGUCUCCUUUCAAGUUUUCUGUUGCACUAGUAUUUUUCUUCAAUGAAACAAGCAAUUGAUCACCAUUCUUAAACUGAUUUAUUUUCUGCUUCCUAGAUUUGAUGGUCUUAUUUUUUGUCAAAAGAACUUGCAAAUUAAGAGUAUAACAUUAUUGCCAUUGUUUGUACCUCCAAAUUGCAGAGUAUUUGUUUCAAUAGGCAGUUGAUGAUGUUGAAUAGCUGAUGGGGAAACUUCCUCCUCUGCUAGCAUGUUUACUCAUCUUAUAUUUAGCUUGUAUGGUCCAUAAUACUUUUGAAUAAAUAUUCAGAAAACAAUUUCCUUUCACAGUUUAUAAACUUAUUAAGUGUAAAACCCUUAAUUCAGAAAAAUAAAAUAUUCUGCCUAGACAGUUGUUAAUAAUUAAUGCUUAAAAAUAUAUAUCAGGUUUUGAGUGAAUUAUGUUUUGACAACCUGGCAGAUGUUCAGUUUGGAUAAAACCUGAUAAGCUAAAUACACAGAUUUGUGGACAAUAUUGUGAGAAGUAUGGAAGAUCCUCAUGAAUGGAACAAGAUAAUUUUGAAAGCAUUGGAAACUGUUUCAAAGAAAGAUCUUGAUUCGUUGGAUUUGAAAUUUAGUGGCAUUCAAAAUGUUCCAAGAGGGUUGGGUGAACUCAAUCUUUCUCAUCUGAAAUAUUUUUAUCUACAAGGUAAUAACCUUUCCUUUUUACCAGAUGAGUUUUUUCCUUGUCUUAAAAAUCUGGUGUGGCUUGAUCUGAGAGACAAUAAACUUCACGAAAUUCCACAGAAUAUUGGAGAACACAGGAAUAUAAAGACAUUGUUGUUAGGGAGGAAUCAGCUCAAACAUCUCCCGUUGGAGUUAGGGGUUAUCAAGACACUAACGGGGCUAAAUUUAUCAAAUAACCCUUUGGAAGAGCCUCCACAAACUGUGGUUGAAAGAGGAGUUUAUGCCAUCAAGCACUAUCUAUUGACUAAGCUUGGGGUGAAUCCAGGAUACUUUCAAUGUGAUGCAAAUGAAUCAGAAUACCAGAGUACAGAAAGUGGAUCAGAUAGCUCACAUACAGACAACAAGGAAAAGAAAAAUAAUUGCACAGAUAAGUUACUGAUGGCAGAUGGUGGCAGUCAUGAUAAUGGUAAUCAAGGUUCAACAAAGGUAGUCUGCCCAAGAGAAGCUAUGUCUUAUUAUGGAGCACUGCUUGGCAACAUUCCAAAGUCCUACAUCAUUAAACCAUGGAAGACAGGAGUCUUUUUCAAAAAGGAACAGAUGGUUGAUCUCUCACUUGAAAAUUGUGACAAAGAUGACAUUGAAGAACAGUGACUCAUUUAUGUCCAUAAUUAUUGUCUAUGUGCAUGGCUGUGAAAGACUACUCAAUGAUAUCAAGUAAAAGAUAUUCUAAUUCUUGAGUUAUGGAAGAUUGUCUAGAGCUUUGAAAUGACAAUGUCCUGAAGUGUGUUUGUGUUGAGCACAAGUGGAAUUGUGAUUGCAAAUUUUAUAUUUUGAUUUACAAAUUGGUUGAGUGUUGUCUUCAUUUAGAUGUUAAUAGUAACUCAUUAAGUGAGCACAAAAUCUACAGUUGUAAUAGGUAUAAAGGUUAUGAAGUGAAAGCAAGCCCUGAGUCCUAUCAUAGCAUUCUGAACUCUCUCCCUUUCCUCUCUAGUGUUUUCUGUUCAUACCUGUCAUACCACAGUAGAAAUUAUUAUGAACAGUAGACAAUCUAAUUUGCUUGCGAAUAAAUCAUUUUACUCACUAAAGACCCUUUUAAUGGCAAUCAAAUCAAGUUUGCUGAGGUUUGUCACAGCAGUGAUGAUCGGUCAAUAUCAACUUUUCCCAUGCUCAUGUUAUUGCUUUAGAUGAAAAAAUUCAGUCAGCUGUCUUAAAUAAUGAGUAAAGAUUCAUAAAAAAAGAUGCAGCACUUAAUGUCCUUGAUGCAUGUCCCUAUUACAACAGCAGCUGUCUUCUUUGUAAGCAUGUUUUCGACUGACUUUUUUGAAUGACGUCAUUUUUGAUAGGAAGGACUUGAGGAAUUUAGUUUGCAAUGACAUUUCACAGAAUCCUACAGGAGAUAAGACAAAGAAAGUGAUUAAGGGAACUGAGAGAGAGAUAUGCAAACCAAUGCUUGAGAGCUGAAUCAAAUGAAUAAUGUGUUAAACAGUGACACCACACUGAGCCAAGUGCAAAUCAAAUGAAUAAUGUGUUAAACAGUGACACCACACUGAGCCAAGUGCAAAUCAAAUGAAUAAUGUGUUAAACAGUGACACCACACUGAGCCAAGUGAAAAUCAUUUCUUCUUAUUUAAGAUUGACACUCAACUAUGUUUGAAGACAACACUACCUAGUAUUGUCAGUGUCAAAGAGAUCAAACAAAUCAGUAGGGGACUACAUGUAUCUCUAGAAACCUGGUUUCUAAACUCUAUAUGAUCGAACAUAUAUAUCCUUUUGAGAUCUGCUUAGAUUACAUAUUGGAGAGCAGCUUUGUUUGUUAUAAGUAUGAUACAUUGUGUACUUUACUUAUUGUGCAUCUUUU